Molecule: messenger RNA, 2636 nt
Organism: Notolabrus celidotus (New Zealand spotty)
Lineage: Eukaryota; Metazoa; Chordata; Actinopteri; Labriformes; Labridae
Product: probable carboxypeptidase X1
Exons: 14
Coding region: 103-2331 (742 amino acids)
Biological process (GO): proteolysis
Molecular function (GO): zinc ion binding; metallocarboxypeptidase activity
Source: RefSeq, a predicted model, not a curated record
GUCCCUGCCCGGAAGUUGUUUUUGCACCACAGUGCUGCACAGCAUGCCAGAGAGGUUGAAUGAGUGUUCAGUGUAAGAGCAUUUCUGCAGGGAAAAGUGACUAUGGCAGGAGCUGUGCACCUCCUCAUGCUUUUAUGUCUGUGCUGUGGAUCUUUGCACCUCACCUCAUCCUCACCUGGUAAUGACACAACUACUGUGGCUUUAGAUGCUGCAUUCACUACAACUGAGAGCCUUUUAUCUACAGGGAAGACCAACUCCACUGACAGUAAGUCAACAACUGAACCUCCAACAACCACAACUACUGGACAUCUGAGUAAAGAUGCAGAUAAAGAGAAAAAGGUUCCCAGGAAAGAUGCAGAGGAUGUAAAGGAGGAGGAAGAAGAAGGUCCUCUGGAGUUAGAAUGUCCUCCUCUGGGUCUGGAGUCACUGAGGGUCAAAGACAACCAGCUGAAAGCAUCGUCUUAUCAACGCAGAGGUUUGGGCCCCCAUCGAGGUCGACUCAACAUCCAGUCCGGGAUAGAGGAUGGAGAUAUCUACGACGGAGCCUGGUGUGCUCAGAUCAGAGACACAAACCAGUGGCUGGAGGUGGACGCUCGGCGACUGACUCGCUUCACAGGCGUCAUCCUGCAGGGUCGAAACUCCAUCUGGAGUUGGGAUGUGGUGCACACCUACAAGGUGCAGUUCAGUAACGACUCUCUGGUUUGGAAGCCGAGUAUGAACGGGACAGAAGAGGCUGUAUUUGAAGGAAACCAGGAUGCAGAGACUCCUGUUCUCGCUCUUUUUAACACUUCCACCGUGGCCCGUUACAUCCGGAUCAACCCACAGACCUGGUACGAGAACGGCACCAUGGGUUCGAUCUGCCUGAGAGCCGAGGUGUUGGGCUGCACUGUUCCAGAUCCAAAUAAUAUCUACCCGUGGCAGACAGAGACGCCAGGAUCCAGAGAUAAACUGGACUUCAGACACCACAACUACAAGGAGAUGAAGAAGCUGAUGAAGUCGGUGCACGAGGCCUGUCCUAAUAUCACCCGUAUCUACAGCAUCGGGAAGAGUUACACGGGGCUGAAGCUCUACGUCAUGGAGAUCUCUGACAACCCUGGAAAACAUGAACUGGGAGAACCAGAGUUCCGGUAUGUUGCAGGGAUGCAUGGAAACGAGGUAGUGGGCCGAGAGCUUCUUCUGAAUCUGAUGCAGUACAUGUGUGAGGAGUACAAACGUGGUGACCAGCGUAUCGUUCGCCUCAUUAAAGACACUCGCAUCCACCUGCUGCCCUCCAUGAACCCUGACGGAUACGAGAUGGCCUUUAAGAAGGGCUCAGAGUUGGCAAGUUGGGCGCUGGGUCGUUGGAGCUAUGAAGGCAUCGACAUGAACCAUAACUUUGCGGACCUGAACUCAGUGAUGUGGACCGCCAUAGAGCUUGAAACGGACACAUCAAAACUCAUCAACCACUACUUUCCCAUCCCUGAGGAGUACACCUCUGAGGACGCUUUUGUAGCACCUGAAACUCGAGCCGUCAUUAACUGGAUGCAGAACAUCCCGUUUGUCCUGAGUGCUAACCUCCACGGUGGAGAGCUGGUGGUCACGUACCCGUUUGACAUGACCCGGGACUGGGCUCCUCAGGAGCACACGCCCACCUCUGAUGAGAGCUUCUUCCGCUGGUUGGCCACAGCCUACGCCAGCACCAAUCAGGCGAUGUCCAAUCCAGACCGGCGGCCGUGCCACAACAAGGAUUUCCAGAGAUACAACAACAUCAUCAACGGAGCCGACUGGCACAACGUACCAGGAAGCAUGAAUGACUUCAGCUACCUGCACACAAACUGUUUCGAGGUGACGGUGGAGCUGUCAUGUGAUAAGUUCCCUCACGCCAGCGAGCUUCCCGUGGAGUGGGAGAACAACAGAGAGUCUCUGCUGGUUUAUAUGGAGCAGGUGCAUCGUGGGAUAAAGGGUGUGGUUCGUGACAAAGACACAGAGGCUGGUAUACCGGACGCUGUCAUCAAAGUGGAGGACAUUGAUCAUCAUAUAAGAUCAGUUGCUGAUGGUGAUUAUUGGCGUUUGCUGAACCCCGGUGAAUACCGUGUGACAGCCAGCGCAGAGGGCUACCUCCCCUCCUCCCGCACCUGCCAGGUCAUGUACGACUUCUACCCCACAAUCUGCGACUUCCGCCUCACCAAGAUGCCCAAACAGAGGCUGAAAGAUCUUUUGGCGAAGGGGGGGAAACUUCCCAAAGACCUGCAGCUCAGACUACGACAGCUCCGCCUGCGUAAGCUCCGUGUGACCACCAAAGUCAUGAACCAGCGACGAGCUGCUGCUGCCAAACGGGCAAAGAAGGUCUGAUGGUGAUUAAAUAUGAGACCAAAGCAGGACUUGGUUCAGGGUUACCCAUCGUCACUGGAUUUAUCUCACUUUUAAAAUGCUGUUAUUUAUCAAGGACCAAACAGCAGAGCGUGUUGCUCUUCUUUACUCACACACCUGAGGAAUGAACUCGGAUCUUCUGCUGUGGAGCAGCAGAGCGACUGAGAGAACAGUUCCUCCCUGAAGGACACGAUGUAUCUGAAGUAAACUGUUGAAUGUAUUUAAAGACAAAAUAAGGUUUCUAGUAAAGUUUGAUUCUUACAAAUACAAUAAAAAGAAACUUUUAA